Molecule: messenger RNA, 2092 nt
Organism: Morone saxatilis (striped sea-bass)
Lineage: Eukaryota; Metazoa; Chordata; Actinopteri; Moronidae
Product: arachidonate 12-lipoxygenase, 12R-type-like
Biological process (GO): linoleic acid metabolic process; lipid oxidation
Molecular function (GO): oxidoreductase activity, acting on single donors with incorporation of molecular oxygen, incorporation of two atoms of oxygen; iron ion binding; protein binding
Source: RefSeq, a predicted model, not a curated record
UAUCUUUUUCAUUUGAGACAUUUUCCUCAGUUUUCUGCAUGAGGUCUGUCUCCAUAUUGCGCAAUAUAUUUAUCAGCGUUUGCUCAUUCCGAGUGCUUGCAGACAAUUUCCACAUCAACUUAUUGCAUUUACACUGUAAAUUGUUCUCUUUCAUUACUGUUGGAGAUCAGUUACAUACUAAUACGUUGAGUCAUUUGUUCAGUUUGACCUCUUACAUCUUAAAUUACAGUACAACUUGACAUCCAUCAUGGACACACUCCAAAAAUCUGUCCUGUACGUAUAGACGGAAACCCACUGCAGACAGUUUUUUUGAAGAGCACAUGUAAGGUAAGAAGGGUUCUUCUGCUCCUCAAAGCCAAAAUGGUCAAGUAUGAAGUGAUUGUGACCACUGCAAACCUUGCUCAGGCCACCACUACAAACAAUGUCUUCAUUAAGCUGGUGGGCACAGAUGGGGAGAGUAAACGUACAUGGCUCACAAGCAUUAAAGGGACAGCCACCUUUUACCUGGGAGCAGAGUCUAACUUUUCGGUGUCCUGCCCCACCUCUCUUGGAAAGCUGGUGCUGAUUGAGGUGGACAAAAAGCCUCUCCCACUGUUCCCUGAAGACUCCUGGUUUCCCUGCAAGGUGAAAGUGAAGUCCCCAGAGGGAGACAUCUACAACUUUCCCAUCUACCGCUGGAUUGCUGACAAUGAGGUUCACCUGUUCAGAGAAGGAACAGCUCUAAGAAUCUUUGAUGACAAUCAUCAUCUUGGCAAGUACAGUAUAGAGAAGGAGCUGAAGCAGAGAGAGCAACUGUAUAGCUGGGAUGUUUAUGAAGAGGGACUACCUCACUGCAUUAAAGCAGACAACCCUCUUUCUCUGCCUUGUGAAGUCCGCUUCUCCUUCACCAAGACUACAGAGUUUCUCUACACUGCAUCAACUGGGCUGACAGAGCUGAAACUGAAGGGGCUCUCUGAUUGCAAGAACAAAACUUCUACUACAGAGAUGACGGAGUCAAGCUUUGGGAUAUCACCCACAGGUUUGUGAAGGGAGUGCUUGGCCACUACUACAAGACUGAUGCUGAGGUUUGCCAAGACUCUGAGCUACAGAAAUGGAUUCAAGACAUUUUUGAACAUGGAUUCCUCUCCCAGGCAUGCACAGGAAUCCCUCAAACCUUUCGCACCGUGGCUGAGAUGGUCAAGUUUGUCACCAUGGUGAUUUUCACUUGCUCAGGCCAGCACUCGGCUGUCAACUCUGGACAGUAUGACUAUGGUGGCUGGAUGCCCAACACUCCCAUCUCCCUUCAGCGUCCUCCACCAACCACAAAGGGGACAACAAGCGAGGCCACAAUGCUGCAGACAUUGCCUGACAUCAACACAACAGUGCAGGGCAUGUCCACCAUGUGGCUUCUCAGCAAGCAGUCCUCCGACUUCGUCCCGCUCGGCCAGUAUCCAGAAGAGCAUUUCUUUGAGGAGGUUCCCUGCAAGAUGAUAAAGCACUAUCAAGGAGAACUGGACAUUUUAAGUACAGUGAUCAAAACCAGAAACAAGAGUCUGGAAGUCCCAUACACAUACAUGGACCCUGCUUUGGUGGAAAAUAGUGUGGCUAUUUGAAUAUUGCAGUGAAUGAAGGUUUGACCUCAUUCAUGACUCAGACUAUGGACAGUUUGCUGAUUAAUCAUCUCUUUCCUCCCACAGGGUUGGUGUCCUCAUGAGGAAAACUUAAUUAGCCUAAUUAGUCUUUCAACUUUCCAGUGAUGACUUUUCAUAUUGUCCUUAUACCGUAAUUGUCUAAAGCUCAUUUUAAACCCUCUCAUGGCAACUUUGCCAGUGGGCAAACUCAAUACAUUUUAAACAUUUGUAUGCAAAACACAACACUGCUUAACACUGCUGUGUUAGCAGUGAGUAAAUGUAACAAUCCAAGCAUUUUAGCAACAGUUCUGCUUGCUCAGUCUAGGCUUUUGUUAUAUUUUUGCCUCAAACUGAUCAGUAUAUAUUCCAUUGUCUCAUUUAAUUUUCUUUCCAUAAGAUUCUGAUGUCAAGCAUUUAUGUAUCUACACCUGCACUAUCAUACAAUGUAACUUUACCAAUAAUAAAACCAUAUUCAAACAGCA